AUGGAGAGUUCAGAAGAGGCUCAAAAACAAAGGUCUCGCGCACACCGGCGCAAAACCCCAGUCGGUCUCGUGGGCGUCGGCUGCGUUACCCACUGCCUUGAUGACGUUCGUCAUGGUCUCCGAUGGGCUGAAGAAACUUCUCCCGAGACAUACGAAAAAGCUCUUGGAGAUGCAGUCCGGGGUUCUCUCCGGUACGAAGUAGAAGAAAUUCUCAUGUACCUCCUAGACGAGGAAAACGCUACUGUGGGCUAUCUAAAUCCCCAAAGAUUGUUUGACAUGAAGUCCAAGCCUCUAUGGUUAGAGGCGGUGGAGCGAGGGUGGGACGCCGGCCAGCUUGGCUCAACAUUCAGCCACGAAAACUUACGAUUCCUCGACCUGGCCUGCAAAGACCUAGAUCUGGUACGCUGUCUCUCGACCAUGGGGCGAAAUAGACGAUGGCAAAAUCGAUGA
Molecule: messenger RNA, 450 nt
Organism: Penicillium cosmopolitanum
Lineage: Eukaryota; Fungi; Ascomycota; Eurotiomycetes; Eurotiales; Aspergillaceae
Exons: 1
Coding region: 1-450 (149 amino acids)
Source: RefSeq, a predicted model, not a curated record